Molecule: messenger RNA, 1104 nt
Organism: Micropterus salmoides (largemouth bass)
Lineage: Eukaryota; Metazoa; Chordata; Actinopteri; Centrarchiformes; Centrarchidae
Gene: dydc2
Product: DPY30 domain containing 2
Exons: 7
Coding region: 92-994 (300 amino acids)
Cellular component (GO): Set1C/COMPASS complex
Source: RefSeq, a predicted model, not a curated record
AGGGAAUGAGGGGCGCAUUAAUGACGUGACACCGUCACCACGGAGACACAACAACAACAUGCGGAUGCUGGGUGGAAAAGGAAAAUAAAACAUGGACUCUGAGUAUCUGAGAAGACAUCUGGGGAAAUGUCUGGCAGAGGGACUCGCUGAAGUGGCCGAGCGGCGCCCUGUAAACCCCAUCCUGUAUCUCGCCCACUGGCUGUACAAGUACAACGCAAAUGUAAAAUACGAGACGGAGAAAAAGGCCAAUUUGGCACAGCUGGAGCAGGAGCAGGCGAAAGCCAGAGAAGAGGCGUUGUACCAGGAAAGGCUGAGGGAGGAGGAGCGAAAGUUCAGUGAGGCCCUGGAAGAGUCUAAAAAAAUGUCCGAGAAGGAGUCUACAGGGUCUGAUGCACCCAUGCCAGCCACAACAGGAGCUGCUGAGGACAACAAACCUAUGACUGAAGAGAAACCAAACACCCCUGAUCCCGAAAACCAGCAGCGCACAGACGAACACCAAGCUGAAGCUCAGGAAAAGGACACUGAACAGGAGGUGAAGGUUACAGAUAAUCCAAGUGAGUCCAAUCCAGACUUUCCCUUUGGAGAGAAACAUCCUUUGGAGGCCGGUAGCUCUUCCCCCUCGGAAGCCCUCAGCACUGAGGUCAAAGAGGAGUCCGCAGAAGUGCCUAAUGAAAAAAACGAAGUGGAGCCGAGGAGCAAUGGAGCAGAAGAGACAACUGAGGUGGAGCCAACUGACAAUCAUGUAGAAGAGAAAACAGGAAACACCAACCAAACAGAAGUGAAAGUUGACCAAGAUGAGGAUAAGGCUCUGCAGGUGGUUGAUCAAGCUGACACGACAUACUCUCAGCAGACAGAAGCAUUACGCUCGACUCCCAGCCGAGACGCUGAUGACUUACAAACAGACAAAACAGAGGAGCGACACGACAAACAAAGCCCUCGUUCCCCUGACUCUAAACACACAGAGGAUGAAGAAAAAGAAGCAGAACAUACGUGAUCAAGUCAGCGUUGUUUGGCGAUUCACUGAUCCAAUAUGAAGUUUAAAUAAUUUUAUGGCCUCAGCAUACAUGUAGUUUGGCAGAAAUAAACAUUUAUCACCAUUCAUUA